Molecule: messenger RNA, 1242 nt
Organism: Symbiodinium sp. CCMP2592
Lineage: Eukaryota; Dinophyceae; Suessiales; Symbiodiniaceae
Source: the annotation of a GenBank genome assembly
AUGCACGAAGAACCCGACUGUAACCAGCUGAGGCAGCAGCUGCGCGGAAUGAUGGGAAGAGAACCAGGAACUUGCUGUUUCAAGCGGUUUGCAAGCCGUGGGCUACUGGCAUCCUCUGUGUGGGUGCCAAGGCAAUGGCUUGCACUGCUGUUGGACCAAUGUGCAAGCGCCGCUGUGGUUUUUCAUCUAAUGGCCUGUCCAGACACUGUCAUCGUCAAUUUGACUGCAGUGGCGAGCGUGCUUUUUUAUAGAGAAGUGUUCCCAGAUCUUCACAUGAAUCUUACGUGGACAGUAGUCGGUUUCGCACUGGUCUUCCCGUUGCAGACCGCUAUCAGGGAAGCUUUCAAGCGAAGAGAGCAAGCGCUCAUGGCCAUCAGCGACUUCCGAGCGACGUUGAUGAAUGUGUACCUGGCCAACCAGAUCUGGGACUGGCCCGGCGCUGAUGCCUGGUACGGCCGAGCUGAAGACAACGUGCCCAGAGAACAGGGUGGUCAUGGAAAGAAGAAGGGGUCUUUCAAAGAUACGCCGCUCCCUCCCCAGCAUGGACAACGGGUUUUCGGUCUGCUCGUCAGACUGGUCGAAGCCAUGCAGGAACUCCUGCUUGUACCACGUCGUGGAAGAAGUCGUCAAGAAUUUUUCACUUGCGUUUCCCCCGAGAAAGAGAUGGUCGAGGACGCCGAGCUGAAGGGUCGCUCUGCAGUGUUGAAGUUGCUCGGCCGCCUCCAUAGAGCGACGGAGGAGCUAAAGGCCGCAGGCAUGCCUGCAAAUGAGGCCAGCCGGAUCAAUCAGUACAACAUGUUCUUGUGUCGGGACUUCGAGCGAUUAUGGAGUUUCAAAACAUACCGCACCCCGACGACACUCCGAUCAGUCUGCCGUGUAAGCAUUCAAGUGUUUCCCUUUUUCUUCGGGCCAUAUUAUUUGCAUCUUAUUAAGACCUACAGUCCAGACUCUGACGUGACGGAUUCAAUCUUGCGGCACCGUUUCAUUUUUGCUUGUUUAUUUUCUUGUUUGACCUCAACUACGCUUGUUGCACUUCUCAACGUCGCCGUUGCCCUGGAAAAUCCGUUCAGGCCUGGCUCUACCGAUACAAUUCGUGUGCAAGAGGAAUUUCAGCUGUGUCGUGAGGCUCUUCAAGAGGCGAUGCAGGAUCAGGAGGAGGCAUGGUACGAGCGCUUCGAGUUCGAGUGGGAGGUGUUGCGUUCUCCUGGUGACGAUGGAAGCACCAGUGACGGAGACGCGUAA